Funneliformis geosporum is the source of this 2421-nucleotide messenger RNA. The record is from the annotation of a GenBank genome assembly. NCBI's taxonomy places the organism in Eukaryota, Fungi, Glomeromycota, Glomeromycetes, Glomerales, Glomeraceae.
AUGUCGAAACUUAACAAUCCUUUAUGUACCGUUGUUGUCACAGUCAUAGAAGGUCGAUAUUUCCCUCAAAAUCCGAACGGAAAACUUUACAUAGAAUGUAGAUUCACGGAUGAAAUCCUUUCAACAAUUAGUCCAGAUUCCAAUUCAAUUUUAUCAACAGAUAGUGUAGAACAAGUAUCCUUUCCAAUAUGGAAUACGGAAUUAGCGUGGGAAGUGGAUCAACAAACCUUACGUUUAUUAAGAACGAAAUGGGCGCACUUGAAAUUACAAUGUUUUUCAGUAGAUAAUACAAAAGGUAAUGAAUGUAAUAAUAGAGAAGAGUUGAUAGGAUAUUCGAUGUUAGAUUUAAGGAUGGCAAGUGAUCGAAGUGGUAAAGAGAAAUGGAUAUCACUUAAUAAUACAAAAGUGAAAGGGAAAGUUUCGCCUGAAAUUAAAAUAUCCUUUUGUAUUUUACCAAAUUUAUCAUCAUCUGUAACCUCACCCAUCUGUAAUAUUGGUUAUACACCAAGCCCAUUAGGAAAAUCAUUUUCCAUUGAUGAAAUCGAAGAAAUUGAAGAAAGGGGAGGAAAAUCUCCCAAAGGGGUUGAAAUUUAUAAAAUUGGAAUGAAUGGAACGGAAAUUUUCCUUUUUUCUAUUACAAUUAAUUUCGGAGCUAAUUUACAAUUAUUAUUACAAGAUACAAUAUCAUUUCUUACGCAACAACAAUUUCCUGAGCUUGACCUUUCAACAUUAAAUCACGGAUAUUAUUUUCAAUAUACCGUAUUUGAAAGUGUGAUAACUUCGAAUAAAUUUUAUGAUCUUUCACAUCCAAAUAUCAAUCCUGAAACCUUUACAUUUAGAAUACAAUCCUCAUUAGAAGAAUUAAAAUCAUUUUUAAUUAAAGAAUCGAACGUUGUGAUAAAUUUGUAUCAUGAUAAUCAAAUGAUUGGAUUUGCGGAAAUUCCACUCACUGGAUUAUUUGAUUAUAAAACCGGUGAACCACGUUCUUUAGAUCGAGUAUGUCCGAUGUAUAAUUCCAAAAGAGAAUUACCUGUAUCAGCAGAUGUGCAAACCGCCAGAAUUGGUGUAUACCUUACAAUAAGUAGAGAUAAUUCCAAUGAGAAUAAUGAUGAUGUUACUCCUGAUUCCGUGGAGAGAACAAAAUCUUUCCCGAUCGAACAUGUAAAAGAAAAGGAACAACAGCAACAAAUCCGGGAACAAAAUAAUGAACAUAAAUAUCGGGUUUUAAUCGAUUUAGAAUCAAUUCAAUUAAAUUGGAACAUUAAAAAUAUAUACAUUAGGUAUAGUUAUCCCGCAUUAGGUAUCACUAAUAAUAAAGCAACUCAAAUUCUUUCAAAUGAUGAAGGAAGUAAAGAUAUUUCGUUAAUAAAUAGUACAAACACUAUUGAAGUUAUGAUGACACCACAGAGACUUGAUAAAUAUUUUGAAGCCGUACCUUUGCUUAUGGAAAUAUGGCAGUCUGUAGAUCAAAAGCAGUCUCAAAUAGGAGUUGCGACGUUACAUUUAGAAGAAAUAUUUCUAUCUCAACCUGUAAUAGAUGAUGAAACAAGAGCCGAGGUUAAAACUUUUACUACCUUGGCCCCUAUUAAAUCUUUUGGAGUAUCUGCAAAUUCACGUGAAAUGGGUCAUGUAAGUGUUUCAAUAAGGCUUGAUGAUUAUGGUGAAGAUAAUUCGACAAAAUCACAAAGUGUCACGGAAUUAUCUGAACUUGCUAAAGAACUUCAACCCGCUAAAGAAGAACAGGAAAAAGAAAAGGAUAAUGUUACAACGAAAUCAUUAGCAGAUGAUGAAAACGGUGAUUCUUCUAAUAAUAGUGAACAUAUUUCAACGUUUCAAUCGGACUUAUUUAGAAAAGCGGCAGAACAUAUGAAAUAUACUCAAAAAGUACUUGCUGUAAAGAAGAAGAAUGUUUCCGGUCAAAGUUUUAGUAAAUUUAAAGUACAACAAUUAAAAUCUAUAGAUCUUAAAUUGCAACAAUAUAUCCUUUAUUUUAAAACAAGGGAUGAAAGUUUAUUAAGAUCCGAAAAGGAUUUUGAAAGACGUUGGUUAGAAUUAGAUAGACAAUUCGAUCAAAGAACAAAAGAAUUAGAAAAUCGACAUUCUUCUGUAAUAAAUGAUGAUUUUGUUAAAAAUUUGCAACAAGAAGUAAAUGACCUUAAAAUUCAAUUAAACACAACAAUAAGAGAAAAGGAUCAUUAUGAAUCUCAAUGGUUAAGGUCAUUACAAGUUUUAGCUGGAAUGCAUGAAAAAGAAAGCGAGGAAGCUUUAUUUUGGAAAGGGUUCAGAGAAAUGGAUCAAUGUUGGUGGCAAGUUAAAAGAAUGGCCGAAGAAGAAAUGGAAUUAAUUGAUUAUGAAAAAUUUACAUUGGAUAUUCUUAAAAGUGAAAUUGAUAGGUUAAAAUCUCAAUCUCAAUCUUGUUAA